ACUGCUUGAGCAGACAGCAUGUAGUGCCUUAAUUCAGACCACUGCCUUGAAUGAAGCAGGUUUCAAUAUGCUUCUGUUCCCCCUGAGUUUAAUUUCCUUCUCAACAAGUUCUGAAGUCUGCUGUAAAGCUUGGCAAUCUUGAGUUUAAUUCCCACCCUCACCAACCAAAUUUACUGUUAAAGAACCUAGAUGGCACUACAAAGACAGAUCUCCACCAACUUCAGUGAGCCGUUAACAGCAUUACUGGCCCAGCCCCUCAGGCCUAGCACCUGCCACUUGGCAGCAGUUCCACCCCGCAGGCCCCGGCCCUGCACUCCCCGUGGCAGGGCCGUGCUGUGCCGAGCAGCCAUGCGGAGACGUCGGGUGGCAGUGACUCUGAUGGUGGCUGUGGUACUGUUGGGUGCCGCCGUGCUGCUGAGGCACUAUGGAGGGAGCAGGGCAGCGGGUGGUGGCUCUGCUGAGAGCAUGGCACUGGAGCGAGCGUGUGGUGCGCUGCUGGCCGGGCAGGCUCCCAGGAUGCAGAAUGGGGGACUGCGGCCUGUGCCCAGGGACUCCUCCUGCAGUGAGUACAUGUCCCACAGCCGGUACAUCACCCGGGUGCUGUCAGCCGAGGAGGCGGCCUUUCCCCUGGCCUACAUCAUCACCCUGCACAAGGAGUUUGAGACCUUUGAGCGGCUCUUCAGGGCAGUCUACAUGCCCCAGAAUGUCUACUGCAUCCACGUGGAUGGCAAGGCACCGGCCGCCUUGCAGCGAGCGGUGCGGCACCUGCUGGGCUGCUUCCCCAAUGCCUUCCUCGCCUCUCACACAGAGCGGGUGGUCUAUGGUGGUGUGUCCCGCCUGCAGGCCGACCUGCACUGCAUGAGGGACCUGGUGGCCUCUGCCGUGCCCUGGCGCUACCUGCUCAAUGCCUGCGGGCAGGACUUCCCCUUGAAGACCAAUCGGGAGAUCAUCCAACAUCUGAAAGCCUACAAGGGGAAGAACAUCACCCCCGGAGUGCUGCCACCAGCACAUGUCACUGCACGCACCCACUUCAUGCACCGGGAGCAGGGUGGGAGCAAUGUCUCAGGGCUGGUCACCCCACAGGUGCGCAAGGCUCCCCCACCACACAACCUGACCCUCUACUUUGGUUCUGCAUACAUUGCGGUCACCCGGCCCUUUGUAGAGUUUGUGCUGCGGGACCCGCGUGCCAUCGACUUACUGGCAUGGUCUGAGGACACCUACAGCCCCGAUGAGCACUUCUGGGUGACACUCAACAGGAUCCCAGAUGUCCCUGGGUCCAUGCCCAAUGCAUCAUGGGAAGGUGACCUGAAAGCAGUGAAGUGGAUUGAUAUGGAAGACAUCCAUGGAGGUUGUCACGGCCAUUAUGUCAGAGGCAUUUGUGUAUAUGGAACAGGUGACCUCAAGUGGCUUUUUAACUCCACCUGUAUGUUUGCAAAUAAGUUUGAGCUCAGGACAUACCCGUUGACUGUGGAGUGCCUGGAACUGAGACAUCGAAAGAAGACCUUGGCACAGAGUGAGGUUCAGGUGGAACCAAGCUGGUAUUUCUAGCUACCAAAAACCCAGGAUACAUCAACAAAAGUGGUCAGAAUUGCAGCAAAAAUCUAAUUUCUGCUUCUCUGGAAGGACACAUUCAUCCAACAGGUUUCUUUAGGAUGUGCAGUAGAUGCAGCUCAGGUCAGCUUGUGUCACUCUGUCUGCAAAUCUAAGUUUUUACUUAACAUUCAGUGGCCAAAAGGUGAGAGAUCCAAAAAGAAGCAGUAGGGUACAGCUCCUUUUGCAGCUGCCCUGUUGGCACAUCUGCUAUUUUAAUGGCCUGUUGUCCAGCCCUAACUUCAGUCUUGCUACACUGAAAUUGUUACCUGUUUCUAUAAAAAUGUAUAUAGAAUCAGGCAUCCCUGGGACUUCUCAUACCUCAAAGACAAGCAGUGCACAUUGGCAAGCAGAAAGGUAACAAGCCACAGUGAGCAAGACUUCAAAAACAAGAACACAAUUGGUGGCCAUACAUGCAGGUGUUUUUUAGCCAAAGAUAUGGAAGUUUAGUGCACCAGAAAAGUACUGGAAAUGGAAGAAAGAUGCUGCGCUGCCCUGGUCUUGCCUGUUCUUUAAAUAUCUGUUGGUUCAAGGUUUCUAAGAGAAUACAGCACCUUUUGCUAUAUGAAUGGUUGUGGAUAGAAAGAUCUUGAUAGGCUUUCGGGCACAAGAGCUCUUUAUGAAAAAGAAAGGCUUACUUAUUUGUUGUACUUGGCCAACUAAUAGAGCUAGAAAAUGAGAUAGAUACAUCUCUGCACACAGAUUUUGGCCUACCAGUGUCCUCAGAUCAUUGCAUGGAAGGACCCAAAGUGGGGAAGGCAGUGGAAAGAGAUGUCAGGACUGAAAGAUCAGUAAUAGAGCUCUGGCAGUAACUCUGUGAUUUUUUUGUGUCAUGUUUUGACAUGGUUUGAGCCGCCUUACUGAGUUUACUUCCUUUGAGUGGUUAAUACAUAUACUUAAUGUUGAGUUUCACGGCUUCACAGCCCUAUUUUUGUUUCCAAUAACAGCCACUAGAGGGAGGCAGCCGAGUAGCUGAGCUGAUAUUCCUUCCCUAGUCUACCUAACCCUCCAGCACGCAUAGUCUCAGCAGACUAGGAAUGUGGCAGAGAAAAAUCAGCAUUCAGGAAUAUUUUAGCAUGGCCAGCAGAAAGUAAGAGGUAUCGGUCAUUUUUUUUUUUUUAAACAAAACUGAAUGGUUCUUCCUGCAGUGAUGACAGGCUGUGUUUCUGGGGUAUUUUAGCAGUGCUGUUGAAUGACCCAGCCAGCAGCAAUAGGGCAGCAUAAACUGCGAGUGAGCUCUCCUGCUCUGCACAAGAAAGGGCGGCUCAUGUGGUAGGUCUUGAACAGCAGCAGGUUAACUACCAACUUCAUUAAGCCACUGCUAAUGUCAGUGUCCUUUAACAAGCUGUAUUGCAAACUGCAGUAGUUGAGGAAUGACAGUGCAUCAUAUUCAGAUGUCUGCAGCAGGAUGUGCUUUGGGCAGCUUGUUCUGCGCUUCUGUCACGCUUGGUAGUGCAGUUUUCUGCAGGGAGAUGGGGAGUUUAGAGCAGAACUUGGGUGGAAAUCCUCUUGUGGAGGGCAGGAGAGGGCUUGAUGCUAUGAUGGCAGAUGAAAAGAUAAGUAUGCCAGGGAGAGUGAUUAUUUUAAAGACAGAGCUUUAAGGUGCCCAGCUAGGAGCUCUGGAGCCAACCCCCUCAACUUGUACCCACAGACAUAAAGGGGCAUUGUAGCCUGAGCAAAUACAGAUAUUUCAGUGCUGGGUUGCAUUCUUUGUUAUAAUAAGAACCCAGAAAAACAUUGCAGGUGUUAUUCUGCAGGAAGACCCCUGUUCCUGACCUGCUGCCGUUUACAGUGUUGCUUCCUUUCUUAACGAAUGUUAUAAAUAAACCCUUUUGUUUCCACUGUG
Numida meleagris (helmeted guineafowl) is the source of this 3436-nucleotide messenger RNA. RefSeq names its product N-acetyllactosaminide beta-1,6-N-acetylglucosaminyl-transferase-like. Gene Ontology annotation, molecular function: acetylglucosaminyltransferase activity. Gene Ontology annotation, biological process: transforming growth factor beta receptor signaling pathway. The transcript is spliced from 3 exons. The record is from RefSeq and is a predicted model, not a curated record. The coding region runs from base 190 to 1548 and encodes 452 amino acids. NCBI's taxonomy places the organism in Eukaryota, Metazoa, Chordata, Aves, Galliformes, Numididae. Gene Ontology annotation, cellular component: membrane.